CAGCUCACUAUACGCCAUUCUCCAUCAGGGCAAUAAGUGUGCUUUGACAACAAUGGCGGUUAUUGCUAUCAAACCUUCUGAUGGAGUCAUAAGACAACGUGAAGCUGCUUGGAAUUCAGUGAAGGAUGGCUGUGACAAAAUAAACGAACCUGGAAGUGGAACAAACAUGAAGUUCUUUCUGCCAACAGUGGACUGUGGUUUCACUAUCAACUCUGUUUGCGAUGAAUACCCUCGAAAGGUCGCUCAAUCCCCCGCACUAUACGACAAGCAACCAGCGAAGAUUUCGUUUUACCGUCAGGCAUGUUUCGUCUAUUUCCCCGGUGAUACAAUAAUCGAGACUUUCACCAUCCUCGUACCUCUUCGUGUUUCAGGGCAGAUCGAACUUGGGAAUGAGAACGAUUACAUAACGAUGGAUGAGGAUCAUUAUUAUCACAUAUUGAGCAAGGCUGUUUUAAGGCUAAGGGCUGGUAGUAGGCUCGAAGCUAUCGCCAUAGGCAGAAUAAAGUAGAACGCUAGGGAGUAAGGAUUUGGGGUCUUGUUAGGACACAGGAAACAACAUCAUCAAA
This is a messenger RNA of Aspergillus welwitschiae, 566 nucleotides long. RefSeq lists its product as uncharacterized. Lineage: Eukaryota; Fungi; Ascomycota; Eurotiomycetes; Eurotiales; Aspergillaceae. The transcript is spliced from 3 exons. The record is from RefSeq and is a predicted model, not a curated record. Bases 53 to 508 code for a protein of 151 amino acids.